UGUGACUCGAACCUUGGAGUACAGUAGUUUUAAGAGCAAAUGUUGGGGUGUCUACGGUGACAGGGUAACAAUUAUUUGGCGAAAUGCAGAAUCUUAAAUUCCACAUCAACAUAAUGGCCGUUCUAGUUUUACUUUGGAAGAAUUAUCCGGAAAAAGGCCUGCCUCCGUCUGGGAGGGGAACUUGUCGUCUUCAGACAUUGUCGGAGGUGGCGCUGGGGAAGAACAAGGCACCUGAAACACGUUUCAAAUAUUAUUUUCUCCCUUCAACAAGUUUACAUUUCUCCUUUUCACCUUGGUGUAUAAAGACAGGGAAGGACAAUGGCUGCCCUUUCAGCCUGGUUCUGGAACGAGAGGUUCUGGCUGCCGCACAACGUAACCUGGGCGGACCUCGCCGACCGGGCUCCCGGGGUGGUGUAUCCCAAAGCUGGAGACUUAGUGAUCGCCAUACCGCUGGCUGUGGGGAUGUUCGCCGUCAGGAUGCUCUUCGAGAGAUUUGUCGCCAGUACAUGUGCGAAGAUUCUCCAUAUUCAUUCCGAUGUUGAACGAAGAGCUCAGCCCAAUGCAGUGUUGGAGAAAGUCUUUUUGUCCAUUACUAAGAAUCCAGACUCGUACCAUCUGGACGGCUUGUCCAAGCAGCUGGACUGGGAAGUGCGCAAGGUGCAGCGCUGGUUCAGACAACGCAGAAACCAAGACAAACCCAACACACACGUCAAGUUCUGCGAGAGCAUGUGGAGGUUUACAUUUUAUUCAUGCAUAUUUACCUAUGGCUUCCAGUUUCUAUGGCAGUCCCCUUGGAUGUGGGAUACACGGCACUGCUGGUACGGUUACCCUUAUCAGGUGUUGACGCCUGCUCUUUACCGCUACUACAUGAUAGAGCUGGCUUUCUACUGGUCACUCAUGUUCUCCCAGUUCACAGAUAUAAGAAGAAAGGACUUCCUGGCCAUGUUUGUUCAUCACCUGGCGACGGUGGUCCUGAUCAGCUUUUCGUAUGCCAACAACAUGGUGCGGGUGGGCACCUUGGUGAUGUGCGUGCAUGAUGCUUCUGACUUCCUGCUUGAGGCAGCCAAACUGACCAACUACGCCAAGUAUCAGCGUCUGUGCGACCUCCUCUUCAUCAUAUUUAGUUUGACCUUCUUCGUCACGCGGCUCGUCGUGUUUCCUAUUUGGGUCCUAAACACCACCAUGUUUGAGAGUUGGCUCAUCGUGGGUCCGUUCCCGUCGUGGUGGCUCUUCAAUGUGCUGUUGCUGGUACUGCAAGUUCUGCAUAUCAUCUGGUCUUACCUCAUUGCCCGUAUCGCCGUCAAAGCCGUCUUGAGGGGCAAGGUGUGCAAUGACGUGCGCAGUGACGUGGAGAGCAGCUCCGAGGAUGAGUCGUCAUCGGCGGCAUUGGACCAAACCCAGACCAAGAUGAUGAAGCAUGCGCAAAAAGUAGAAAAUGGCACCAAUGGACACUGCACUGCCACCAGAAGCAGACCGUACAUCACACCCACGUGACCUUGUUGGAGUUGUUUUAUGACCUUUUGGGUUUUUUGUUUUUUACGGUCUUAUGAACUGCAUUAACUGGAUCACAUUCUCAGAUGUUCAUUUUUAACCCGUUAAGUGAUGUCCGAUGGGACAAAGCACCCCACCCCACUGACUUAAAUGUACUGUGUGCAACUAUUUACUUGUUUUUUUUUUUACUUCGUAUUAAUCAGUUUGCUACUGAUUUGAAAGCAGUGCUUCCCAAACUAUUGAACUAAGGCACACUGUCAAACAAGUGUCACCAAAAGUAUACAUAAGACCAGAUUUAAUCAGAACUGGCCAACCUCAACCUAUACCUGGUCGUUUCUACAGGUUUACUUCAUUUGAUUGCCUAACUGUCCUGAUACUUCUUGACCACAAAUUAGUGUAUCAUGCACAUUAUGGGGGGCAGGGUAGAAACUGGUUAGCACAUCUGCCUCACUGCGCAGAGUUCCAGGGUUUGAGACCGGCAAUGGCCCUCCAGUGGUUUGCAUAUUCUCCCGUGCCUGUGUGGGUUUACUCCGGGUACUCUGGUUUCCUCCGACAUUCCAAAAACAUGUUGAUGACACCCAAUAUGUGAUUGUGAGUGCAAAUUGUUUGUCUGAAUGCCCGAAGACAGCUGGGAUGGGGUCCAGCAUGCUUGCGGCCCUCGAGAGGAUAAGAGGAUAUUUUCAAGGAUUGUGCACAUUCCACCGUGUUUGAGGCGACAAAUUAGUAAUUUGUGCCUAUGAAUUACAAUUUUGUGCAAACAGUAUAUUGUGGCAUUCCCCACUAGUGUGUGUAUGGAAGAUAUCUCAAUUUGCUCCCACAAAUGCAGUUGUGAAAUGUGGGCCUGUUUAGUUGUGUAUAAGCAAUGUCAGUAUUCUCUUGUAUGAAUGACACCAGGUGGUUACACAGGUAAUUUUUACCUUCUGCCAUCUAGUGGAAGUGCAUUUAAUUCUGUCAAUGUCUGGCACAACGAGAUGAACGAAAAGACAUAAUUUAUUGUAAAUAAACAAUAUUCAAAACCA
Molecule: messenger RNA, 2510 nt
Organism: Hippocampus zosterae (dwarf seahorse)
Lineage: Eukaryota; Metazoa; Chordata; Actinopteri; Syngnathiformes; Syngnathidae
Gene: cers5
Product: ceramide synthase 5
Exons: 10
Coding region: 319-1494 (391 amino acids)
Biological process (GO): ceramide biosynthetic process
Cellular component (GO): membrane
Molecular function (GO): sphingosine N-acyltransferase activity; DNA binding
Source: RefSeq, a predicted model, not a curated record